AUUCAUUCAUCUCAGUCAGGAGCCCGCUGUCAUUCCCAGCGCGUCAGAGCUGCUGCUUAGUCUGUCCAGGCGACAUCUGUCCAUCCAUUCAUCCGUGUAUCCAUCCAGCUCUGAACAGCCCAUCUCUCCUUCCACCCAGCGGUGCGCUGCGUCCGCGUCUGCGCCUGGGAAGGUCAGACACAUCAUUUUCGAUCAGCGGACCCGAUAACUUUUUUCUUUUCUCUCUUAUUCCAAUCUCCCUCAUCCGCGUUUCAUCGCCGGGACUUUAUUGGUGCCUUCAGCCGUCGCUGGUGAGUCCUGCUGCCGGUGUUUUCCAGUGAGGUGCGUCCCUUUCGGACACAACACUGCAACACUGAGACGCUGCUUCCUCCUGUGUGGAUGAGAGGAUGGAUGGCUGACCUCAGAUUUCACUGAUUUUGUUUGCUGAUCUUCGCUGGCCGCAGCUGCUGUCAUGGCCAAAAGCCCAGAGGUGAAGCUGGCCGUCUUCGGCAGAGCAGGGGUGGGCAAGUCAGCUCUGGUGGUGAGAUUUCUGACCAGACGCUUCAUCUGGGAGUACGACCCAACACUCGAAUCAACAUAUCGUCAUCAAGCCAACAUUGAUGAUGAGAUUGUCACCAUGGAGAUUCUGGACACUGCAGGGCAGGAGGACAUCCAGCAGAAGGAGGGCCACAUGCGUUGGGGUGAUGGAUUUGUUAUAGUGUACGACAUCACAGAUCGAGGAAGCUUUGAGGAGGUUGCGCCGCUCCGAAGUCUCCUAGAGGAGGUGAAGAAACCGAAAAAUGUACCCCUGGUCCUUGUGGGUAACAAGUCUGAUCUGGACCAUGUCCGGCAGGUCGGCACAGAGGAAGGCGAGCGACUGGCAGCUGAAAUGGCUUGUGCCUUCUAUGAAUGUUCAGCAUGUGCCAAUGAGGGUGGUGCAGUGACCGAGGCUUUCCAUGAGCUGUGCCGCGAGGUGAGGCGCCGCAAGGCCGUGCAGGGCAAGGCCAGGCGUCGCAGUUCCACCACACACGUCAAACAGGCCAUCAACAAGAUGCUGACCAAGAUCAGCAGCUAGGGGAGAGCCACUCUAUCGUCUGAUGACACAAGAAAUGUAACAUUUUUUUCUCUCAUGUAAACAUUUCAAGAAAUUAUCGGCUCUGAAAUGGACGAAAUGUGACUGAUUUCAUGUGGAAUGUGUUCUUUAAUUAUUCUCUGAUCAUUUUCCAUCAAAAAGGUCCCAAUUGGAAUACCACUUCCCUUUGGGAAAAGAUUGAUGAUGUUGUCACUUCAGCAUACAAGGCUUAAAGGAUGAUCUCUUGUCCAAACAUUUCAGCUCAUUUGGGUCAAAAUGAGCUUGGAUACUGGUGAGAUAUGAGAUUUUUCAUCGUGAACUGUUUGAAAUGGUGAGGUUUUCACCUGUUUUCUUUUAUCCUCUCAUCUAACUCUCUUUAAAAUCAAUAAAUAAGGCAGAUGACAGUCUGGAAAUGUUGCAUGCAAGCUGUCCUAUUUAGCAUGCAAAGAAUCCAAGCAGAUCUACAUGCUACAUUAUGUAUGAUAUGGUAUAUAGCAAAGGUACUACAGUAGAAAAUACUGUAAUUGUUGAAAUGUAAUUUUUUUUCCUUUAUGUAUGUGAUCUGUAUGAUGAAAUCAACCAGCUGUGCACUUGUAAUUAAAGACAAAUAUAUCCAAACUGUUUCUCUCUUAAUGAUUCCAUGUUUGCUUGACUUCAAUAUGAGUGUCAUCGUUGGGUGCAUGAUGUUGCCUCCAAGCUGACCAUCAAAUGUUACAUUUACAUAGUGACAGUCUCCAGAUGAGGAGAACAGUAUCUAUCCCCCUUAUAGAUCUGACUGCUGAAAGCUUUCUGCACACAUAUACACUGGCUGACUCUCUCUCUCAGACUCACAGACACACCACAGAGAAAGCAUUUCCUUAUCCUGUUGCAGUCACUGACAAUACUGGGUGUAUUCUUCUGCAGCUCACUAUUACAGCAGUCCAGCCUCAUUUAUGUAAAAUGGAUUUCAAAAUAUACAACUUUAGGAUUUUCAUUAUUAUUACCUUGAGGCCAGAAAUUAAAACCUAUACAAUCAAACUUUACCAUACUUUUCUCAUACUUCAAGUAUCCAAGAAAAUGAAACUGUUAUCUGCUUCUGACUGUAUUAAAGAAAGAAAUCUCCCGCUAAGUACGCCCUGUUACUCCAAAUAGAUUGCUGACUAAGGGAGAGGACGUAAAAACAAAAACUACUUUCUUUAGUUUGGGUGAAGCAGAAAGGAGUGGCCCAGCUAUCUAGCAGAUAAUUACUAGAGGCAAAAAUCCCAUAAUAACCAGGGAAGGAGCCGCGGUUCUCCUCCUUACUCUGACCAGUGGGAGAAUGGUAAGGGCAACUCCAGGUUUUCCCAUC
This is a messenger RNA of Scatophagus argus, 2378 nucleotides long. RefSeq names its product RAS-like, estrogen-regulated, growth inhibitor (gene rerg). Gene Ontology annotation, molecular function: GTP binding; GTPase activity. The coding region runs from base 452 to 1054 and encodes 200 amino acids. The record is from RefSeq and is a predicted model, not a curated record. Lineage: Eukaryota; Metazoa; Chordata; Actinopteri; Scatophagidae. The transcript is spliced from 5 exons.